Esox lucius (northern pike) is the source of this 1072-nucleotide messenger RNA. It is a transcript of the gene thpo, whose product is annotated as thrombopoietin. Bases 36 to 434 code for a protein of 132 amino acids. NCBI's taxonomy places the organism in Eukaryota, Metazoa, Chordata, Actinopteri, Esociformes, Esocidae. Gene Ontology annotation, biological process: cell population proliferation. The transcript is spliced from 5 exons. The record is from RefSeq and is a predicted model, not a curated record. Gene Ontology annotation, molecular function: hormone activity; cytokine activity. Gene Ontology annotation, cellular component: extracellular region.
CAUAUGAAUGGACAUCAGACACAGCAUAAAGGGGUAUGGCGUUAAGCAGACUCCUGCUGCUUUGCAUGGUAGCCAAUGAGGUGUGGCAUGCUACAACCAGGCCCAUAGACUUUGUGUGUGACAGAGAGUCCAGGAAGGAUAUGAACACUGAGGCAGAGAUGAGGACUGCACUGGGUGAUUGUGAAGCCUUGAAGACCCUCCCUUCCCCAAUUCUGCUCCCCUGCAGCAAGCUUCACAAGGCUUCCUGGGAGAGGAAAUCGGCCCAGGAGAAGAGGGGGGACAUAUCUGCAUCUCUGGCAGCCCUGUCUGAGAGUGUGAGGGUGGCUAGGACUUUGAGCCAGUCUGGCUGUGGGUCAACUCAGCUGGAGAGAUUGGAGCGCACAGUCAAUAACUACCUCCAAAUAAUCACACACCUGGACAUCGAGGAAGAGUAGAAGAGAGCAGAGCAUAUGUUCCCCAUGACAUAGCCACAUAGGCCAAGAAUGAAGAGCUUAUCUCGAGGGACAGGCCACUCAGUUGCAAUGUUUGUUUGUAGUUAUGGGACUAGGUGGAGAGAAGCCAAACAGAACAAUGAAAUAUGCAGUAUGCUUGUUUUCAGUGUGUUGUCCUUAACUCCUGUCACCUGCCAACGACGUGUAUGAUCAUUAUCAAUAUUGCCCACAGCAACAAUCAACAACUGUGUGGUUAAUAUUAGCAUUGGUAAUGGAAACCAUCUGCAAUGUACAGGGGCCGUAUUUGGUCAUUUAGAUUCGGUUUUUUGUUUACCCUCUCUCUCGCAUUCCCUACCUCCACCCACCCAUUUUGCAAUCAAAACCUGAAUGAAACAUGGACAGACGAAGACAGACAAACAUUGACAGAAGCUGCCCUCUGCUGGUCAUUAUUUUAAACAAAAUCUAUAUGUCAUACAGCUCCAGAAAAAACUGGCACAAUGUCAUCAUGAUUCAUGAAAUGAUGGACUAUUUGAUGGCUUGGAAUUUAAGUAACCUACCGACAGAGCACUUGGAACAUGUGUCAAGAACAGUAAUUAUUUGGAUACACAUAAUGUUCCAACUUUACUACUUGUAUUUAUUGC